Molecule: messenger RNA, 1698 nt
Organism: Selaginella moellendorffii
Lineage: Eukaryota; Viridiplantae; Streptophyta; Lycopodiopsida; Selaginellales; Selaginellaceae
Product: bifunctional TENA2 protein
Exons: 6
Coding region: 631-1293 (220 amino acids)
Cellular component (GO): cytosol
Source: RefSeq, a predicted model, not a curated record
UUUUGGUUUUGGUUUGUGGCUAUGGCGCUUGUGAGCAUCGAUGAGGAGUCGUGCGUGCGCCUGUUGCCCACCGACACGUACGCGCGCUGCCACUCCGUCGAGAAUUCCUGCGCGGCAUUCCGAUCCAAGGUCUCCAGCUUCAACAAGUUAGUGAAAGAGCUUCUGGGCCAAGUGGGCGAGCGCGCGUCCAAGAUCGAGAAUGCGAAGCUGUGCGCGAUUGGGACAAGGAAUUUGGUGCGAGACGAGAUGGAAAAGCGGCCGCAGGAAUUGCAGGUCGUGAAAGAAGGGAUCGAUCGAAGGAAAGAAGAACUCGAGAGAUUGCGAGUGGAACAUCUGUCUCUCAUGGCUGUCAAGCAAGAACAAGAGGCAUUGCUGGCCAAGCUCUCGAGCGCAAGCCGGAAGUACUAAAUACCAGCACACCACACGAGAGUUUCUUUGUUUUUUUUACGGUAGCAACAGAUCGAAACAGGGAAUCCAACAACUUUUAUGGGAAUCGAGAGGGCCUCUUUGCUAGGAAAGAUGAAAUCUUUCGGAAGCUUUGGAGAAGGGACGAUUGACACUGGGAAAAGUUUAUAAACAUCACCCUGGUUGACUUUAGUAGGGCACCAUUUGGAGAAGAGGCUCUUGGCUAUGGCGCUCUCGCAGUGGAAGUCUCGCCACGCUGAGCUCUACAACAAAGCCACAACUCAUCAUCCUUAUAUUGUAAGCAUCCGGAAUGGCUCUGUGGAUCUCAGCUGCUACAAACGAUGGCUGGGGCAAGACUACAUCUUUGUCAAGGCGUUCGUGCGUUUCAUUGGAAGCAUCUUGGCCAAAAUCCCGUCCAAUGCCAGUGACGAGACGCUCAUGACCUUGUUGUCCGGAGCUUCCGCGCUUCAUGACGAGCUCCAGUGGUUUCAGAAGGAGGCCGUGGUCUGGAAAAUUGGAUUAGAAGAUCUGCCACCCAAGAAAACUACACAGGACUACUGCAGAUUUCUGGAGGAUAUGAGCCAACCAAGCGUCGACUAUGCCGUCGUCUUGUCCACCUUUUGGGCCAUUGAGCAUGUCUACUUCGAGAGCUUCGCGUUUUGCCUCGAACCAGGCUCUAAGACACCACAUCAACUCGUGGAAGCUUGCGGGCGCUGGGGCAGUCCGAGCUUCGGCAGCUACUGCGAUUUGCUGAGAUCGAUUGCAGAGGCAGCAGUGGAGAGCACAGGAUCAAACGAGGUGAAGCAGCGCGGCGAAGACGCAUUCGUUCGAGUACUGCAGCUAGAGAACGAGUUCUGGAACAUGAGCACCGACGUCUCGCAGGAAUAGGUACAACAGAAGAUCGUUUUCCGAGCACUGGAAUAAUGGCAGAAGAUCGCCCAAGAGCUCGAAGAAAAGCUUUGUUCUACGUAAGAAGAUCACCCAGAGUUUACGCACACGUCCGAGAGUAGCAUGUAGGGGCCAGAGUUCUCCGGAUCCGAGACAAAUGCUUCCUUGGCAGCAGUGGCACCUCGAGAAACGUCUCCAAAAUCUCGGCAAGCUCCAAGGAAGGCCGUCCACGCACACUCGUUCGCCUCCAGGCCGAGCCGAGCAAAGUGACCGCUGCUCAUCAGGACCUCAGCCUCGAGCAGCUGUCCAGUUCGUCCCAGCAGAUCGAUCACGCAGACGUAGUGCUCGAUCCGCGGCUCAACGCCAAAGUCGGGCCUCAUCGAUCCAAACAGCCGGAAGCUCUCG